Messenger RNA from Orycteropus afer afer, 723 nucleotides. It is a transcript of the gene CLNS1A, whose product is annotated as chloride nucleotide-sensitive channel 1A. The record is from RefSeq and is a predicted model, not a curated record. NCBI's taxonomy places the organism in Eukaryota, Metazoa, Chordata, Mammalia, Tubulidentata, Orycteropodidae. Gene Ontology annotation, cellular component: plasma membrane; cytosol; methylosome. Gene Ontology annotation, biological process: mRNA cis splicing, via spliceosome; spliceosomal snRNP assembly; cell volume homeostasis.
CAAUGAGCUUCCUCAAAAGUUUCCCACCACCCAGCCCUGCUGAGGGACUCCGGCAGCAGCAGCCAGAUACCGAGGUUGUGUUGGACGGGAAGGGUCUUGGCACCGGCACCCUUUACAUCGCUGAGAGCCGCCUGUCUUGGUUAGAUGGCUCUGGAUUAGGAUUCUCACUGGAAUACCCCACCAUUAGUUUACAUGCUGUGUCCAGAGACCUAAAUGCUUAUCCACAAGAACAUUUGUAUGUUAUGGUGAAUGCUAGAUUUGGAGAGGAAUCAAAAGAAUCCAUUACUGAUGAAGAAGAGGAAGAUAGUGACGAUGAUGUUGAACCUAUUGCUGAAUUUAGAUUUGUGCCUAGUGAUAAAUCAGCAUUGGAAGCAAUGUUCACUGCAAUGUGUGAAUGCCAGGCUUUGCAUCCAGAUCCUGAGGAUGAAGAUUCAGAUGAUUAUGAUGGAGAGGAAUAUGAUGUGGAAGCACAUGAACAAGGACAGGGGGACAUCCCUACAUUUUAUACCUAUGAAGAAGGAUUAUCCCAUUUAACAGCAGAAGGCCAAGCCACAUUGGAGAGAUUAGAAGGAAUGCUUUCUCAGUCUGUGAGCAGCCAGUAUAACAUGGCUGGGGUCCGGACAGAAGACUCAAUAAGAGAUUUUGAAGAUGGGAUGGAGGUAGAUACUACACCAACAGUUGCUGGACAAUUUGAGGAUGCAGAUGUUGACCACUGAAAAUGAU